UUUUCAUAUUUGCGGGUCGGGUGCAGGCCUCCGAUUUCCACUUUAUCACAUAUAGUCGGAAGGUUGCAUUUGGGGGUGCGGGUGAACAAACAGCUGAACCACACACAACCAGCGAGCAUACCCUUUUCAUUUAACCACACCCUUUGAGCUAUGACGCCGUUUCUCUUCUGUGUAAACGGAAGUGAACAAUGACCAUUUCCACGUUAGCGGGUUUUAUUGUUAUUUAGACGAUUAUUAACACCAUGGAACUCAAACUAUGAUACAUUUAACCGCACAGCAUCACAUACUUAGCCCAUGUAGUCUUUAAUUCGCGUUGGAUAGAGGAUUUGGUUGAUGUAUGUUAUCUAGCUAGGUAACGCUAGUUAGCUGCUAACUUUAGCUAACAAUGGCUAACUGUAUGGUUUUUCACACUCAAAUAGCAUCUAUCAUGGAGGUGCUAGCGAAUGCAGCCGUGGCAGAGAUUUGUAAACUCGUAGACGACGACUAUGCAGAGUUUCGUUUGGAAAUAACUCAAAGCCAAAAAGAAAACAGGGGAUUGCGGAGGAAACUACAGCUACUGGAACUGAAGGUGGCACGGGAGCGCAUACUACCCAGUCGUCCUAGCAGUGUCAAGAUCCUUGACCGAUACAGAAGCAUAGCAAGAGGUGAAGGACAUCUCACUGGAGGCCACAGGAGUGUUGUGAAGCCAACAGGACAAAAUAGAUGGAGAGAUGACCAACCAAUCACUGUUGAUGAGGGGAAUGGAACCUCAACCCAUCAUGUUAUUGUGAUAGAGUCUGCAGAUGCUGCAGGUCCUGGGGUCAAGCUGGAAAGGUCUGAAGGAGAGGAGGACCCACAACACAGCAGCGACAACCAGACUGGAGUGCCCGCUGUAGCCACGGAGGACCUCACCACCACCCCAGUGCAGCCCAGGAGCCGACGCAGCAUCAUGGAGGAGGAGGAGGGUCUGGGGAACCCUGAGGGGACCAUGUUCAUGGAGGACAACCAGACUACACCUCCUCCUGAACCCACAGAGGAACCAGCUGAGCAGCACAGGACCACACACAGUCUCCCUGAGUCAGUAGACAUGGAGGAUGGGAUGCCUGAUCUGCUGCUAGUCAAAGAGGAGGCAGUAGAAGACAGACCAGAGAGCAUUGACCUGCUGAGUGGACUAAAGAUGGGUGGGCAAGGUGGUUGGCUGGAGGCUAACAGAGGAGACCGGGUGGCCAUCUUGGAUUCCCAAACUCAGACGGGUGCAGCCAAGGGCCCAGGGGACAACAUCAUUGAGCAGGCCAGGACCAGAGGCAACAUAGUGGAGGAUAGUGGAUGGGACAGCGUCCUCAACUCUGGGCUGGUGAACAACAAUGUUAACCUCAACCAGAAACAGACAGUGGAACACAAAACAACAUAUGAACUUAGUCUCCAUGACAACAGACUAACUGAGACCAGGGCGAGGUGUAGAUUUGGUUCACGGGGACAGAGAGGUGUCCGUAUGCAGCUGGAGAGAACAGACACAGACUCGGCUAGUGAUGCGCCGUCCUGCUCCUAUAGUUGUGAUUCAGAGAGACUGAUGGCACCUCAGGUUACCCCCCUAACAGGUGCUGCCUUCAGCCUGCCUUCUACAGGAUCUAUCAACUGGAAUAUGGACCCUGCAACAACACAGACACUUCCUGGCCUUCAUCCUCCUCACACUCUCCUAAUGUUAAACCAGACCUCAGGCAAUAGUGCCUCAACACUAAAUGGCUGCACAAGCCCAUUGACAAAUGACAGUAGUAGUAUUAAUGCUGUCAGUCGAUCUGGUGGAAAAGAGAAGCGCUUCCCGUGUCCUUUCUGUGGGAAAGCCUUCAGUUUCCCUAAACAGGUGCAGAUCCACCAGAGGGUCCACACAGGGGUAAAACCCUUCAGCUGUACCCAGUGUCACAUGUGCUUCGCUCAAACUGGUGACCUGAAGAGGCACCAGAGGGUUCACACAGGGGAGAAACCCUACAGCUGCCCCCAGUGUGAGAAGAGGUUCUCGCGCAAGCACCAGCUGAAUAGGCACCUGAAGGUUCAUACGGGAGAGAGGCCAUUCGCCUGUACGCAAUGCAGGAAGAGGUUCUCAGAGAGGAGCAACCUCAGGAUACACCAGCAGAAAGACCAUUCCACUCUGACAUAAAGGAACCAUAUCACCCGAUACCUUCUGAGAUUUAGAUCAAACCCUGCAUUAAAGAGAAAGAAUAAUUGUCAUUGUUGUCAGCAGAAAAGAUCGACAUGCAUUUGGAAUGACAGAUUUCAGUGUUGAAUAUUGCAUCCAGACAUUGUGAUAUACACUGAGUGUACAAAACAUUAAGAACACCUUCCAAAUAUUUAUUUGCACCCCCCAUUUUGCCCUCAGAACAGCCUCAAUACGUAGGGGCAUGGACUCUACAAGGUGUCGAAAGCGUUCCACAGGGAUGCUGGCCCAUAUUGACUCCAAUGCUUCCCACAGUUGUCAAAUUGUCUAUGUUCUUUGGCUGGUGGACCAUUUUUGACACAUAUGGGAAACUGUUGAGCGUGAAAAACCCAGUAGCAUUGCAGUUCUUGAUAUAAACUGUUGCGGCCGAUACCCCGUUCAAAAGCACUUAAAUCUUUUGUCUUGCCCAUUCACCCUCUGAAUGGCCCACAUACACGAUCCAUGACUCAGCUGUCUCAAGGCUAAAAAUCCUCCUUUAACCAGUCUCCUCCCAUUCAUCUACGCUGAUUGAAGUGACAACAAUAAGAGAUCAUAUUUCUGUCAUGGAAAGAGCAGGUGUUCAUAAUAUUUUGUACAGUGUAUAAGUCAUUUAUACACUGAACAAAAAUAUAAAACGCAACAUGCAACAAUUUCAAAGAUUUUACUGAGUUACAGAAAUCAGUCAAUUGAAGUAAAUUAAUUAGGCCCUAAUCUAUGGAUUUCACAUGACUGGGCAGGGGUGCAGCGAUGGAGGGACCUUGGAGGGCAUAGGCCCAGCCAGUCAGAAUUAGUUUUUCCACACAAAAGGGCUUUAUUACAUACAGAAAUACUCCUCAGCACACCCUCAGACUAUCCCGCAGGUGAAGAAGCCAGAUGUCGAGGUCCUGGGCUAGCAUGGCUACACGUGGUCUGCGGUUGUGAGGCCGGUUGGACGUACUGCCAAAUCUUAUAAUAGAGAAAUGAACAUUCAAUUAUCUGGCAACAGCUCUGGUGGAUAUUUCUGCAGUCAGCAUGCCAAUUGCACGCUCCCUCAACUUGAGACAUCUGUGACAGUGUUGUGUGACAAAACGGCACAUUUUAGAGUGGCCUUUUAUUGGCCCCAGCACAAGGUGCACCUGUGUAAUGAUCAUGCUGUUUAAUCAGUUUCUUGAUUAUCUUGGCUAAGGAGAUAUGCUCACUAACAGGGACGUAAACAAAUGUAUGCACAGAAUGAGAGAAAUAAGCUUUUUGUGUGUAUGGAAAAUCUCUGGGAUAUUUUAUUUCAGCUCAUGAGAUAUGGGACCAACACUUUACAUGUUGCGUUUAUAUUUUUGUUCAGUGUAUAUAAACUCAGCAAAAAAAAAGUUUAUUUUUCAGGACCCUGUCUUCCAAAGAUAUUUAGAUUUUUACGAAUUAACUUCACAGAUCUUCAUUGUGAAGGGUUUAAACACUGUUUCCCAUGCUUGUUCAAUGAACCAUUAACAAUGAAUGAACAUGCAACUGUUGAACGGUCGUUAAGACACUAACAGCUUAGACGGUAGGCAAUUAAGGUCACAGUUAUGAAAACUUAGGACACUAAAGAGGCCUUUCUACUGACACUGAAAAACAAAAGAAAGAUGCCCAGGGUCCCUGCUCAUCUGCAUGAAUGUGCCUUAGGCAUGCUGCAAGGAGGCAUGAGGACUGCAGAUGUGGCCAGGGCAAUAAAUUGCAUUGUCGUACUGCGAGACGCCUAAGACAGCGCUACAGGGAGACAGGACGGACAGCUGAUCGUCCUCGCAAUGGCAGACUACGUGUCACAACACCUGCACAGGAUCGGAACAUCACACCUGCGGGACAGUUACAGGAUGGCAACAACUGCCCGAGUUACACCAGGAAUGCACAAUCCCUCCACCAGUGCUCAGACUGUCCGCAAUAGGCUGAGAUGCUCGACAGCGCUUGUAGGCCUGUUGUAAGGCAGGUCCUCACCAGACAUCACUGGCAACAACGUCGCCUAUGGGCACAACCCCACCGUCGCUGGACCAGACAGGACUGGCAAAAAGUGCUCUUCACUGACGAGUCGCGGUUUUGUCUCACCAGAGGUGAUGGUCGGAUUCGCGUUUAUCGUCGAAGGAAUGAGCGUUACAUCGAGGCCUGUACUCUGGAGCGGGAUCGAGGUGGAGGGUCCGUCAUGGUCUGGGGCGGUGUGUCACAGCAUCAUCGGACUGAGCUUGUUGUCAUUGCAGGCAAUCUCAACGCUGUGCGUGACAAGGAAGACAUCCUCCUCCCUCAUGUGGUACCCUUCCUGCAGGCUCAUCCUGACAUGACCCUCCAGCAUGACAAUGCCACCAGCCAUACUGCUCGUUCUGUGCGUGAUUUCCUGCAAGACAGGAAUGUCAGUGUUCUGCUAUGGCCAGCGAAGAGCCCGGAUCUCAAUCCCAUUGAGCACGUCAGAUCUUUUGGAUCGGAGGGUGGGGGCUAGGGCCAUUCCUCACAGAAAUGUCCGGGAACUUGCAAGUGCCUUGGUUGGAAGAGUGGGGUAACAUCUCACAGCAAGAACUGGCAAAUAUGGUGCAGUCCAUGAGGAGGAGAUGCACUGCAGUACUUAAUGCAGCUGGUGGCCACACCAGAUACUGACUUUUGAUUUUGACCCCUUUUGUUCAGGAACACACUAUUCCAUUUCUGUUAGUCACAUGUCUGUGGAACUUGUUCAGUUUGUCUCAGUUGUUGAAUCUUAUGUUCAUACAAAUAUUUACACGUUAAAUUUGCUGAAAAUAAACACAGUUGACAGUGA
This is a messenger RNA of Salvelinus fontinalis (brook trout), 4919 nucleotides long. RefSeq lists its product as uncharacterized. The transcript has 6 exons. Lineage: Eukaryota; Metazoa; Chordata; Actinopteri; Salmoniformes; Salmonidae. Gene Ontology annotation, cellular component: nucleus. The coding region runs from base 386 to 2134 and encodes 582 amino acids. The record is from RefSeq and is a predicted model, not a curated record.